AUGGCCGCUGAACAAACAUUGAGGCAGCUUGCUGCUCCUGAUGUUAAUUACAAUGGUUUAUGUAUCGAAUAUGCUGAAGUUGAUGUACCUUUUGAACUAAAAUCUGGUUUAAUACACUUGUUGCCAAGGUUUAAUGGUCUUGCAGGUGAGGACCCGCACAAGCAUUUAAAGGAAUUUCAGGUUGUGUGCUCCACACCAUUGAGGCCCGAAGGUAUCACGGAAGACCACAUCAAGUUGAGAGCCUUUCCAUUCUCGUUACAAGGUGCUGCUAAAGACUGGCUCUACUACCUUGAGCCAAAUUCUGUUUCAACUUGGAAUGAUCUGAAGAAGGUCUUUCUAGAGAGAUACUUUCCCGCUUCUAGAGCAGCAUCAAUCAGAAAAGAAAUAUGCGGGUUGCUACCAAUGGAUCGAAACAUUUUGGAUGCUGCAAGUGGUGGAGCACUUGUUGAUAAAACUCCAGCUGCUGCAAAGGCCUUGAUCGAAAACAUGUCACUCAACUCGCAACAGUUUACAACCAGAAAUAAUUCUGCAAGUGUAAAUGAGAUUCAGUCUUCCUCUUCCUCCAUCAAGGCGCUCGAAACCAAGUUUGAUGCUAGAAUUGAUGAACUUACUUCCUUGGUGAAAAAGUUGGCAGUUAGCAAAGCUCAACCAGCAAAAGUGUGUGCAGCAGCCCUUUACAAUCAAAACAGGUACAACAAUCCUGACCUCUCCACCAACAAAUAUCACCCUAGUUGGAGGAAUCAUCAAAACCUCCAAUAUGGGAAUCAGUCACAAGCUGCAGCCCCUGCUGCCCCACCAGCCACUUCUUCACUGGAAGACCUUGUCAAGCAACUGGCACAACGAACAGAUGCUAGCAUUCAGAACCUGACAACGCAGAUGGGACAAAUGGCCAAUGCAAUAGGCCAACUACAAGCUCAAGGCUCGGGUAACCUUCGUGCACAAACAGUGCCGAAUCCGAAUGUAAAUGUGAGUGCAAUUACUUUGAGAUCCGGAAGAGUGUCAGAACCAGCUCCAGAGAAAAAGAAGAAGAAAACCGUUGCAUCAUCAUCUGCUCCUGAACCUCCUUCUGUUACAAUUGAGACCGAACCCGAAAAAGAAAGAGUAUAUGUGCCACCAAUUCCUUUUCCUCAAAGGGUGCAGAAAAAUAUCAAGAAGACAGUUGAGGAAGACAAGGAGAUUUUAGAUGUAUUCAGAAAAUGUGCGGUUAACAUUCCUCUCCUCGAUGCAAUUAAACAGAUUCCUAAAUAUGCAAAAUUCCUGAAAGACUUGUGCACACACAAGAGGAAGUUGAAGGAAAAUGAGAGAGUCAGUUUGGGACGAAAUGUUUCUGCUUUCAUUCAGCCCAAAACUGGUUCCUCAGCUAAUGUCUCAGUUAUCAGUCAGACCAUGCCAGAAAAGUGUGAUGAUCCAGGAGUUUUUGCUAUUCCCUGUUCCAUUGGGGAUCACAAGUUUGAAAAUUGUAUGCUUGAUCUGGGAGCAGGUAUUAAUGUUAUGCAUACUUCUAUUUAUAAUAACCUUGAUCUUGGUCCUUUGCAGCCUACAGGUUUAAUCGUGCAAUUAGCAAACAGGAGCAAUGCCCGCCCUGCUGGGAAGGUAGAAGAUGUCCUGGUGCAAGUUAAUGACUUGAUUCUUCCUGCAGAUUUCUACAUUCUAGACAUGGAGGGAGAAACUAAUUCCAGCAGGGCACCCAUCAUUCUAGGCCGACCAUUCAUGAGAACGGCAAGAACAAAAGUUGAUGUUUAUGAUGGAACCAUGUCCAUGGAGUUUGGCGACAUUGUCGCUAAGUUUAACAUUUUUUAUGCCAUGAAACAUCCCGUGGAAGAACAUUCUGUUUUUUAUAUGGAUUUAGUUACUAACACUAACCUUUGCUCUGUUUGUGCUAAGAUUGAAUCUUAUUUGCAGGAUAAUAACAUUCAUACAGGUGAAGUUGUUGUCAAUGAGGCAGUCUGUACGGUUAAAGUUCUUGACAUUCCGGCUGCCCCAACCAAACACUCCCAUGAUAAAGAAAAGACUACGCACUUCCAUGAUAAGAUGAUUUCCAAAAAGAAAUUUUCUGUUGGCCAAAAAGUCUUGCUGUUUAAGUCUCGCCUGAAAGAUAUGAAAUUAAAAGUACAGGUACUGGCAAGGUUUUCAAAGCAAAAGGACAGCGGUUGA
Trifolium pratense (red clover) is the source of this 2154-nucleotide messenger RNA. RefSeq lists its product as uncharacterized. NCBI's taxonomy places the organism in Eukaryota, Viridiplantae, Streptophyta, Magnoliopsida, Fabales, Fabaceae. Bases 1 to 2154 code for a protein of 717 amino acids. The record is from RefSeq and is a predicted model, not a curated record. The transcript is spliced from 3 exons.